This is a messenger RNA of Labrus bergylta (ballan wrasse), 1291 nucleotides long. Its product is annotated as C-type lectin domain family 4 member A-like. Gene Ontology annotation, biological process: regulation of natural killer cell mediated cytotoxicity. Gene Ontology annotation, cellular component: cell surface; plasma membrane. Lineage: Eukaryota; Metazoa; Chordata; Actinopteri; Labriformes; Labridae. Gene Ontology annotation, molecular function: signaling receptor activity. The record is from RefSeq and is a predicted model, not a curated record.
UUCUGAGAAAUCUGCAGCUUUGACCUUUUUUGUACUUCCCCGUUGCUCACACUGAAAAGCCGCCUGACUGAAACAAACAGUUAAGGACAGGGUCACUUCAUUUCAACUUCGUUCAAGAUGAACUCAGAUAUUCAAGCUGCAGAUGAGACACUUCAGGACACGGGAGGAACAGAGGAGAGCAGAGUGGAGGUCUACGAGAUUCUGGAAGAAAGCGUUGCUGAUGCCAGUGAGACCCCUCCACCACGCCACGGAGGACCGCUCACUGAACACAGAAGACGCCAUUUCGGGGUCACUGCGAGCGUUCUGGGGCUGCUGUAUCUCCUGAUAUGUGCUGGGAUCUUUGUGCGCUACCUGACGUAUAAAACCAGUUACGAGGAGCUGCAGACCAGUUACGAGGAGCUGAGCAACAGUUAUAAAAACCUGAACAACAGUUUAUGCCUGUCUGAGACCAACAGCACAGGGUUUUGGAGAAGGUUUCGAUGCAGCUGCUACUACCGAUCUACGGAGAUGAGAAGCUGGAGUGAGAGCAGAGCGGACUGUGUGAACAGAGGAGCAGAUCUGGUGAUCAUCAACAGCAAAGAGGAACACCUUCUGGGAUAAAGACAUCAAUGUGGAACCUGUGGAAGGGUCCAAAGUUUACAUCAAUCAGGGAGGAAAGAUGAACCAAACCAACAACGGCUCGAGAAGAUGGAUAUGUGAGAAACCAAUCAACAGAGACUGACAUGUAACGGUGAUUCUUUCCUGGUGACCUCACUAACGGUUAUGGAAUGGAUUUAAAUAUUCUGUCCCCAUGUUUAUGUCCAAAGCUUCUUGGUGUCAGAGUCUCACAUUUUGGGUCUGCCCAGAUAUAGUCUGUGAGGGAAACACCGUGCAGACAGUCGCCUACCGCUAUUCACUGCACACCUGCCCAAAUGAAUGUGUGUAUGUAAGCGUGUUGAGGAGAGGGGAAGUUACCAAAGCUAACCAACAACUUCUACAACACGUGUUAAUGUGUGUCCAGAUACUAGAGCAAUACAUCAAAUGUGUCUGUUGUUGAUAUUAAUAUCAUAAAUGGUCAGCUGCUCUAGGCAUUAUCAUGUUUGUCUCUCCAUGAACUCGCUCUCUUUGGCUUUUAGUGUUUUUGUUCCAUCAUGUCGGUCUGAGUCGCCUUAAACUCCAGCGUUCAGUCGGCUUGAAGGAUUUUAAAUCCAGGAUGAAGGAUCAUUAACGACUGUGUGCACAUGUUUCUCUGCAGAGCGCUUCUGAUUUGUUUGAUGCUGCAGUCUCAAUAAAGUUCACAUUAAAUGUUAAA